Molecule: messenger RNA, 1326 nt
Organism: Plasmopara halstedii
Lineage: Eukaryota; Oomycota; Peronosporomycetes; Peronosporales; Peronosporaceae
Exons: 2
Coding region: 1-1326 (441 amino acids)
Source: RefSeq, a predicted model, not a curated record
AUGAAUUCUAAACAAAGCAGUUCAAGGUUUCUUUACUUUCCACUGUUUGUGAGCGUUGCUAUUAUAGCAUGCAUCAAGCAUGAUUUCGCCGAGGCAAAGACUUAUCACAAUAAGGUUGUGACGACUCAUCAAGUUUCGAGGGCGCUCACAACAUCGCAUGAAGAAAGAGUUGGGCCUUUUCGUACUGAGGCUCAACAAGGAUGGUUAACACAUCUCUAUAGAAACAUUUUGGAGAUGUUUGCCCCAACAUCGUUGGUUAAACUGGAAAAUCCAACUUUGAGCUUGAAACACGCGAAAUAUCCAGAGGUGAUCGCUGGCAAUCUCUUUGAAGAAUAUCAUGUGGACACUGUGUUGGGUAAUUUCUUUGUAAGCGAGCCUUUCACGCAUUGGUCUGGCGUCAUUACUACAGCUUUUAAAGACAAACCCGAAGAGGGAUACAGAAUAGUGCUCAAAAUAUUGGAACAGCACGAUUCGGAGAAUCUGAUCAAGUUCAUUGCUGAAACGAAGACUUCCAUGGGUUCCACAACAAUGAUAAAAGGGAUCGAGAGAGCGAUGAUUAAUGAAUGUGUUCAAGACAUGAAUAUCAAUGACAAAUUGGUGAAUUUGUACGAGUACGAAAUCAUUCAGGAAUUGUAUCGCAUUUCAAGAGAAACUUUCGUUGUACAACUUCAAACCAAACUAGAUAAGACUCCGGCCCUUCGCAAACAAGUUGAUCGCGCCGUCGCGGAGGCUGAAACGCUAGGAGGUUACACAAAGUCUAUCGCCGAGGACGUGCAGUCCAUAUUUGCUGCUGAAACUUUGAUUGGAGACACAGAACGGAUUGAUCCUGACAAACUAGUUCUUAGUGCAAGCCUUCCAGCUUGGCUAGCUGUCUUGAAAGAAAAAGGAUUUGAGCCCAUGGCGGUGCUCACUGCGAGGCUCAAAGAUUCAAGCUACAAAGGGGUGCUCGCUCUUUGCAGGACGAAUAAACUUUCAUUUUUUGUCCGCUCAAAGCUCGAGAAUUUCGUGAGUGAAGACCUUUUUGAAUCGGAAAAUUUUCGUCAGUGGUGCAUUUUUAUGGUGAUCAAAACUGGUGAACAUUAUCCAGAAGUACAAAACGCAUUGAGUAGCAUCUGUAAAGAUCAAUGCUACAAUGACAUUGGGAUCGCAUUUCAGCGAGUGGUGUUCACUUACCACAAAGCACUUGAUUUGAAUAACGAGAUUUAUGAUUCUACACGCACUUUGAACCGUGCCUCAACAAACACGCCAGAAAUAUUUUCUGUCGGCGCGACGCCUGGUGAGAACCCUCUUCCGUCACCUGGUGACGAACAUCAUGUCAUCCAUUAG